Molecule: messenger RNA, 1904 nt
Organism: Neomonachus schauinslandi (Hawaiian monk seal)
Lineage: Eukaryota; Metazoa; Chordata; Mammalia; Carnivora; Phocidae
Gene: IRF8
Product: interferon regulatory factor 8
Exons: 8
Coding region: 1-1281 (426 amino acids)
Biological process (GO): regulation of transcription by RNA polymerase II; immune system process
Cellular component (GO): nucleus
Molecular function (GO): DNA-binding transcription factor activity, RNA polymerase II-specific; protein binding; RNA polymerase II cis-regulatory region sequence-specific DNA binding
Source: RefSeq, a predicted model, not a curated record
AUGUGUGACCGGAAUGGUGGCCGGAGGCUUCGGCAGUGGCUGAUCGAGCAAAUCGACAGCAACAUGUACCCAGGGCUGAUUUGGGAAAAUGAUGAGAAGAGCAUGUUCCGGAUCCCUUGGAAACACGCCGGCAAACAAGAUUAUAAUCAGGAAGUGGAUGCAUCCAUUUUUAAGGCCUGGGCAGUUUUCAAAGGGAAAUUUAAGGAAGGGGACAAAGCUGAACCAGCCACUUGGAAGACGAGGCUACGCUGUGCUUUGAACAAGAGCCCAGAUUUUGAGGAAGUGACAGACCGGUCCCAGCUGGACAUUUCUGAGCCAUACAAAGUUUACCGCAUCGUCCCCGAGGAAGAGCAAAAAUGCAAAUUGGGCAUGGCGACUCCUGGCUGCGUGAGCGAGAUCCCCGAGAUGGAGUGCGGGCGAUCCGAAAUCGACGAGCUCAUCAAGGAGCCUUCCGUGGACGAUUACAUGGGGGUGGUCAAACGGAGCCCCUCCCCGCCAGAGGCCUGCAGGAACCAGCUCCUCCCGGAGUGGUGGAUGCAGCAGUCUGGCGCAGGCUUGCCGCUGGUGACGGGCUACACUGCCUACGACGUGCACCAUUCAGCCUUCUCCCAGAUGGUCAUCAGCUUCUACUACGGGGGCAAGCUAGUGGGCCAGACCACCACCACCUGCCCCGAGGGCUGCCGCCUGUCCCUGGGCCAGCCGGGCCUGCCGGGCGCCAAGCUGUACGGCCCUGAGGGCCUGGAGCUGGUGCGCUUCCCGCCGGCGGACGCCAUCCCGAGCGAGCGGCAGCGGCAGGUGACGCGGAAGCUGUUCGGGCACCUGGAGCGCGGCGUGCUCCUGCACAGCAGCCGGCAGGGCGUGCUGGUCAAGCGGCUGUGCCAGGGUCGCGUGUUCUGCAGUGGCAACGCCGUGCUCUGCAAGGACCGGCCCAACAAGCUGGAGCGCGACGAGGUGGUCAAGGUCUUCGACACCAGCCAGUUCUUCCGAGAGCUGCAGCAGUUCUAUAACAACCAGAGCCGGCUUCCCGACGGCAGGGUGGUGCUGUGCUUCGGAGAAGAGUUUCCAGAUAUGACCCCCUUGCGCUCCAAACUCAUUCUCGUGCAGAUCGAGCAGCUCUACGUCCGGCAGCUGGUGGAAGAAGCGGGGAAGAGCUGCAGCGCCGGCUCCCUGGUGCAGCCUCUUGAGGAGCCCCAGCCAGACCAGGUCUUCCGGAUGUUUCCAGACAUCUGCGCCUCACACCAGAGACCUUUUUUCAGAGAAAACCAACAGAUCACCGUUUAAGCCUCUCUCUAGGGCACCCUGUCCUGCCUACACCUCGUGCUUCAUUAUUACAAUUACUGUUGUAAUUAUUUAAGGAUGUGGAUUCCUGUGACCUGGGGCGGGAUGCUUCACUCGGCUCUUAAUUCAGUAAGGGCGUUCCCUGAGGACUUGACCUUUAUACCUGAACAGGAGAACCAUGACUCGACUCUUAAAAAAUGACCUGGAUGCUGUAACUAUAACCUGUGAUUCAAACAUUUAUUUCCCCUAAUUAUCAUUAGUUGCUAGAUUCUUUUCAGCAUUUGGGGAUAAUGGAUAUUUCCAAAGACUUACCCUUCAAUUUUACUAGCUCAUAGCUGCUUCCUGGAAAAAGAUUUGGAGAAGAUAACUUAUCAGAACACGGCUGCUUUUUGUCUCUACUUUGUGUUAGAGCGAUAGAUUCAUGAUUUCAUACGCUUGAUCGAUGUGGAGUAUCUUUUUUUUUUUAACGUGUUAAGAUGCCGAAAUACUUAGAUAACAGUCUCCCUUCAGCAAGAGAAAGCAAAACGCCAGGCUUGUUAGAGGAGUGGACACCCUGCCUUGGAUUUCCUGCCAGGCGGGCGUGUCCAGCACCAGAUGAACUGGUGUGUCCUCACCUUCACACCACG